ACCUGGGCUGUGGAUUUUUCUCUCUGAUUGUACUUGCGCUCUCAGGUCCAUCACCAUGUCUUUCGUUCGUUUCGCUGCCCGGCGCAUGCGCGUGCCGAAGAAUCUCGGCGCGUGCGAAUCACCGCUCCGACGCUCGUUCACGGCGACAGCGUCGCAGAUGACCAAGAAAGAUACGACCGUGCCGAACCCGGAUCCGACCCCCGAUUCCACGACGGCGGCAUUCGUCAAAGAGCGUGCGCCGUACAUGGUCCCCACCUACGUUCGCCCGGCGCCGAUGAUGAUGAAGGGACAGGGAUGCUACCUGUGGGACAUGGAGAACCGUCGCUAUUUGGACAUGACGGCGGGCAUUGCGGUCAACUCGCUGGGUCAUUGUGAUCCGGAGAUCGCCCAGAUUGUUGGGGAACAGGCCGAGACCCUGAUCCACGCCUCCAACCUUUACCACAACGUCUGGACCGGCGCCCUCAGUGAGAAGCUCAUCCAGACCACCCGGGAGUCCGGCGCCAUGCGGGAUGCCGCCCAGGUCUUCAUCUCGAACUCCGGCACCGAGGCCAACGAGGCCGCCAUCAAGUUCGCCCGCAAGGUCGGCCGCUCCCAGGAUCCCUCGGGCGCGAAGCACGAGAUCGUCUCCUUCCACAACUCCUUCCACGGCCGGACGAUGGGCGCGCUCUCCGCCACGCCGAACCCCAAAUACCAAACCCCCUUCGCCCCCAUGCUGCCCGGGUUCCGGUACGGCAACUACAAUGACGUCGAGCAACUGUCGACCCUGGUCACCGAGAACACGUGUGGUGUCAUUGUCGAGCCGAUUCAGGGCGAGGGCGGCGUGAACAUGGCCACCCCCGAGUUUCUCCAGGCCCUGCGCCAGCGCUGUGACGCGGUGGGCGCCGUCCUGAUCUUCGACGAGAUCCAGUGCGGCCUGUCGCGGACCGGCAGCUUCUGGGCGCACGGCCACCCUGCGCUGGCGCCGGCUUCCGGGCCGGCCGCGCACCCGGACAUCCUGACGUCGGCCAAGGCGCUGGGCAACGGAAUCCCCAUCGGCGCCACCAUCAUCUCAGGCAAGACCGUGGCGGAGCAUAUCAAGCCCGGCGACCACGGGACCACCUUUGGCGGGAACCCGCUCGCCUGCCGCGUGGCGCACCACAUCAUCGAGCGUCUGGCCGCCCCGGAGCUGCAGCAGGCCGUGGCGACGAGCUCCGAGACCCUCGUGGCGGGCCUUGACGCCCUUCGCCAGAAGUUCCCGCAGGUUAUCUCCGAGAUUCGCGGCCGCGGACUGAUCCUGGGUGCCCAGCUGUCCCCCGAGUUCAGCGGCGCCGUGCCGGACCUGAUCACCGCCGCGCGGGAGCGCGGACUGCUGAUCAUCAGCGCCGGCGACGGCUGCAUCCGCUUCGUGCCCCCCUUGAACAUCACCGAGACGGAGAUCCGCACCGCCCUCUCGACCCUGGAGCAGGCGUUGGCGGUGGUUGUGGAGCGGGCCUGAGCGACGCGUUAGAGAGGGAUCGACCUCACUUUUGUUUGAUUUGAUUGCGUGAUGGUAGACUAUUGGAUUGUGAUUAGACUUUUU
Messenger RNA from Aspergillus candidus, 1558 nucleotides. Its product is annotated as acetylornithine transaminase. The record is from RefSeq and is a predicted model, not a curated record. Gene Ontology annotation, molecular function: identical protein binding; transaminase activity; pyridoxal phosphate binding. Bases 56 to 1474 code for a protein of 472 amino acids. The transcript has 3 exons. Gene Ontology annotation, cellular component: mitochondrial matrix. Lineage: Eukaryota; Fungi; Ascomycota; Eurotiomycetes; Eurotiales; Aspergillaceae. Gene Ontology annotation, biological process: arginine metabolic process.